Messenger RNA from Xyrichtys novacula (pearly razorfish), 6852 nucleotides. The record is from the annotation of a GenBank genome assembly. Lineage: Eukaryota; Metazoa; Chordata; Actinopteri; Labriformes; Labridae.
GGCAGAGAUAUCAACUUUUUUGUAAACCUCAACACUUCAGAAAACCUCAGGAUCGGGGGGCCCUUCUCAAAAUGGCCCUCAGGAUUUCAGCGGUGCGGCUCAGACUGGGUUCAGGUCUUAAGGGGUUAAUAGGGGAGCAGAUUUCUUAUGACGAGAUUAUUGAUGAUUUUGCAUCAAGGAAGAAGAGAAAGGUCAAGUUUGUGUUUUAGUUUUCUGUUCAUUGAAAAAUCACAUUUUCUUUAGUGUGUUUUCAAAUUUGUGUGAUUUGCUAUGUCAGAUUAUUGGUCUAUAUUUUAUUUAAUAUUUUGUAUUGUUUGGGGGGGCUUGGAAGGGGUCUCGCCCGGGGGAGUAAUUUAGUCUCGAACCGCCACUGCUGAUAUCCCAUUACGAGGACCUUUUCUGUGACGGGGUGCUGCUGCUUGAGACGUGUAGGUGCAGGGACCGGGGGCUGAGGGAGGCUGGGGCUGGACGGACGGGGAGGAGACUACGGAUGUGGGGUGGUACAAUGUGGCGCUGUGGGCUCCUGCUGCACUCAGAGGACGCAUGAGAGCUGAGGAUAGUCGGAGCUGACUGAGUCAAAGACAGGUAAGAGAGCAGCCUCAUCACUGCACUUUUUAACACACUGUAUUAACCGGGUUUGUUUGUUUGCGUUAAUGCACGUUAAAGUUAAGACGUUUUUACCUUAAUGCUGACAACUGUGGGAGGAAAACUCUGCAGAUGAGCUGCAUUCAGCAGUGUCCUGAGGAAAACAUCUAAAGAGUUUAUCAGCUUUCUGAAUGUAGAGCAAAAAAAGGUCUGCAUAAGUUACUUCCAUGUUAAUGGCUGUUGAGAGCUGACAUGUGGUCUAAUGUUUCACUGGAGAAAAGAAGGAGGAGCAACCUUAGAGCUCAGCCUGCAGUAAUGACACUACAAUAGAGAGAGGGUGCCAAGAGGGAAAACCAAACACACGCACACACACAUGCACACUCCUUCCUUCCAGAGACUGGGGGUCGAUGAGGGCACAUAAAGGGAUGGUCUUGAAUUGUUGUUUAUUUACUUGUCAGAGCUGCAUGAAAGCUGAAGGCGUAAAAUAGAUGACAGCAGUACAUCUCUGUCCUCAGAAACUCCCACUAAUGAAUUUGUGUUUGUGAGUGUGUGUGUGUGUGUGUGUGUGUGUGUGUGUGUGUGUGUGUAUUGGGGGGGGAUUUGGGUCUCUAGCUGGAAAGGGAAGGACUCGAUUGGGGAGAGGGGGGGGGGGCUAAUAGCUCCCAGAUGUGUGCUGUGAAAACAUAUGGUUUCUGAUAGCCACUGUGAUGUACAAGAAGAAUGUGUGUUUGUGUGUUUGUGUAUCUGUGCGUGUUUCACAGACUUUAAGACACACACACGCGUUUAAUGAUUUAUUAAUGUACAUGCACAUGUGUAAAUGGAGCUCAGAUCACAUGAUUUUGUACAGUGUAUCCUCACAGACAAUACAUGCAAUAACUCAAUAUACACACUCAAUUCAACACACACAUUUCCUUCCAGGAAAAGUCAUAAAAGUCAUGAGAGGAGUUUUGAGAAAAGUUAGAUUUGGAUCAUGACCAACAGGGGACCUUAAUAAUGACCUAAGGUCCACAGUUCGACUGUUAUGUGAGUGCACACUAACACAAAGAGCCCCACAGUGUAGGAGGUGAAAAAAGCCCAAACUAAGUGCUCCAUGUUGUGUGUUUGGAGAAGCCUACAGAGUGGCUGCAGCGGAGGAGGAGCAUUCAUAUUUUCCACAAAGUGGGAAAGUAGUUCAGUCAGUGUAACAGGAAGCGAAUGUCACAGAUUUUACAGUUUGAAACACUUGAAUUGUGACUUCCUCAGCGAGGGGAAGCGGUGAUCUGGUUUUCUUAUCAGUGAAUGUCUUCAUACUGUCAGAGUGCAGAUUUUCUGCUUGCAUGUCAUGUUGACUCAACCUGGAAGGCUCUUUUAUCUCCACUCCUCAGAGCAAAAGAAGGAGGAGGAGGGGGAUUCGAGGAAAUGACCAGUGCAGGCGACAGAAGGGAAAUGAAGGAUGUGGAGAGAGACAGAGAGGAGCGGGGAGGGAUCAAGAAAACUCAGAGAAGAGAGGGGUGGGGUUCAGGGGUCCUCUGUUUCUUUUCCUGGAAUGCAGCUGCGAGAGUGUCUGCUGCGAUGAGGAAAAGUAGGAAAACAGAGCUCAUAGAAAGACAGACAUGCCACAUUCUUGCUGUCAGAGAGGUCCCCCCUGCCCCCGCCUCUUCUUCUUCUUCUUGCCCUGGCUGUUAUGGGGCCAGUUAGGAGGACGGAGGGGGAGGGACAAGGGGGUAGAGAUGGGAGAGCAGUGGGGGGUUGGAGGGGUGAUAGAGGGCAGGGGGAGAGAGAGGAGAAGAGAGUUCUGGAGACCAAAAAGAACAUCCAGCACAAAGCUCUUUAUUCUCCUAAUGUUGCUCUGUUUUUACUCUUAUUGCUCUUCUCUGCUCUCUUAAUCCUCCUGCAGGGUUCCAGUAAGUCUACCUCCCAUAGUGACCAUGAGAGUCCUCCUUCUAAUCUGCAUGCCAGGUAAAUCCGCCGUCGUCCCAUGUGAGAAGAAACCACGAAGAAAUACAGACGUCAAAUCUGAAACUUCUCUAUAACAAUAAAGUUACAGCAGACCGCAGCUCCAACUCAAUUGAUGUUGAUUUGAGUUACAAGGAAAACAAAAAUGAUUAUUAACUAAUAUAACACAUUUCUGUACCUACACAUGUUUGCAAAAUACUUUGGUUUGGGGUUAUUUGGCAUGGGUUGUACACAGGUGGUGUUGAAUCUUUUAUUUACAUAACUUCAUUAAGUACGGGAAAAGUUCUCCGACAUUAAGGAUUGGUUUGUUUGCAUCAUUAUUUUUAUUUUUGAUCAGGAUUAAUACCUCUGAGCUGCACAACACUUGUACAUAACACCCUAACACCACCACAACUGGUCCAACCACAUCAAGAAACACUGUGAAGGAAAUGUACUUUAAAAAAAGGAGUAACAUAAAUUCAAGAAACCUAAUAAAGAAGAAAAUCAUUAUUUAAGUGCUUCUCUAACCUCUAACUUUUCUUUCUUUAACAGUUGUGCUGCUCGUCCAGGGCCAGUACCAGGAACAAUUCCCCUUUUUGGGUGAGUUUCUUCAAAGAACAGAGGCGUUGAUUUUUGCAGCGUAACAUCAGUUUACUUCCACAUCUGUGUCUGAUUUCUCUUUGUCCUGAUGUGUCAUGAAGCCCCCAGGAGUUUCUUCUCCUCCUUUGUUUUGUUAUUUACCACCAACUAAGUAAUUGUACUCAGAGUGUAAAAAACACUUUAACCACUCUUAAGUGUUUUUUGUGAAUAUCUUUCAUAUGAGGUCAUGAAACAAACCCUCCCAAACAGCUCAUUUUUGCAUGCAGGUGGUUCAUUUAAUGGGAGACUGGGCUUUUGUGUACAUCUGUGUGACUGUAAUUGGUUUUACUGUGUUGAUCUCAUGACAAACUCGUCUCUCCUGAUCUUUUAUUGGCUUCACAGAGGACUAUGGGCCGGAUUAUUUCCCAGGUGAGACAUUUUCUCAGUAACACUGGAUGAUUUUACUUAUAGUCAGGUGAAAAUAUGACUUGACCCCCAAAAAUUCUAACAAAAGGUUUCUCAGCUGUAUUUUUUUAUAGUAUUAGAUGUCCUGAAUAACAUACUAAAAGUUUACCAAAGUUGACGACUAGAAACGUGUUUUUCAAGAUGGCGUCCAUGAUGGGCAGGAAGUCGAGGAAGGACAACCCCGGGUAAAUAAGGUAACAUUUUUAACUAACAGAUAUCACCAUGAAAAUUCCCAAGUUCAUAACUUACAUUAAGACAAAUAUUUUUUGUAUUACAAGUUUUGUCAAAUGUUAUGUUUGAAUAUGUAAAUGAGGUAAUAUCUAAUUAAAUAUGCACUAAUUUGCAUAUAUUUCCAGAACCCAAAACUAAACAACUGAUAGAGCCCCUUUUAAAAAUUCUUGUUUUAUUUUGUUGACAUACUCGAGUCAGAAGGGGUGGAGGAUCUUAGAUAUCUUUAUCACUCUGUAAAUGAGAAAAUACUGUCACCGCCCCUAAAAAUUAAAGUGUGGCCAUGUAUUUUUUUCAGGUCCUAAAAUGACCGUUACUCCUUUUUAUUCCUUCUAGACCAGAAAUACUGGUGCCUGAUACAUGUCUUGACCAUGUAAUAUUCUAACUAGCAUAUUUUUAUGAUAGAUAAGUGACUACAAAUACAACUCCGGCAGUGUCGGAUGGCGACAUUUGAAUUUUUAGGGGUGGUGACAGUAUUUUCUCAUUUAUAGAGUGAUAAAAAGUGAUAUCCAAGAUCCUCCUCCCCUUCGUCUGACUCUAGUAUGUCAACAAAAUAAAACAAGAAUUUUUAAAGGGGCUCUGUCCGUUGUUCAGUUUUGGGUUCUGGAAAUGUAUGCAAAUUAGUGCAUAUUUAAUUAGAUAUGACCUCAUUUACAUAUUCAAACGUAACAUUUGACAAAACUCAUAAUACAAAAAAUAUUUGUCUUAAUGUAAGUUAUGAACUUGGGAAUUUUCAUGGUGAUAUCUGUUAGUUAAAAAUUUUACCCUAUUCACUCGGGGUUGUCCUGCUGCGCUUCCUACCCAUCAUGGACGCCAUCUUGAAAAAGACACCUUUCCAGUGGUCAAACUUUGGUAAACUUUUAGUAUGUUAUUAAGGACAUCUAGUACUAUGGAUAAAAACAGCUGAGGAACCUUUUGUCAGGGUUCGGUGUUGUUUUCAUACAUGUACCUGUCUAAUCAAAAUCAAAUUAAUUCCUUUUUUUGAGUACAGAUGCCGAAACUCCAGAUUCUCUCCCUGGAACCUACCAGCAGCAGGUUCGACUUGAGACAGCGGUGCGUCCAGAAAAAUCAGGUAUAUCAGCUGAUCAACACUUAAGCUGAGUCAUGACAUUUGAGAGUUGAGUGGUUUGUAUCUUACCAAAAGUUGAUUUCUUCAUCUUCUGUCCUCGGUUGUUAUCAGGAUCUGAUCCAGAGACAGAGCCCACUGAGCCUGGCCCUCUGGGUAAGAACUAUCAGAUACAGGACUGCUCAUCACUUGUUAAGUUCAGGUCGUGGGUGAUUGAUUUUGCUGUGUUUGGUCUCCAGAUUGCAGAGAGGAGCAGUAUCCAUGCACUAGACUCUACUCUGUUCACAAGCCGUGCAAGCAGUGCCUGAACAGCCUGUGCUUCUACAGGUAAACCAUGAAUGACCAUGUGACAAUCCAGGAAGUGAAGAUAUAAGCAAACGUAGUUCAGACCAGAUUCAAGACGACAUCUGAUGGAGACUAUCCUCCUCAGCAGCAGAUUUACACAGCUGAUGUGCAAAUGAGUACCAGCAGCAGGGUGGUGGAUGCAAGAUUGAGACAAAGCAGUGGUUCUCAACUGGUGGGUCCCGACCCAAAAGAGGGUCGCGGACAUGUUCUGGAUGGGUCGCAAACAGCUAGUCAAAAAAGUAAAUAUUUAAUACGCAUCUGAUGUUUGACAGAUCUUUUAAUUUGACAAAUAGCUUAUUUUGUUCAAUUUGAUAUUUUCUGUAUAUGCAACUUCAGUCGUUGUCGUCCUGAGUUCAUGUGCUCUGAGAUGCACUUUACUCACUAAAACAGGUGUAUUUGUGUUAAAGGUUUGAGUCUUUAAGGUUAUUUUCUUCUAAAAAAUAAAUGUGCUUGGUUUGAAUUCUAUAAAAGUGGGUUGUGACUUUAGGAACAUGGGAAAAUGUGGGUCAGAGAGUGAAACCAGUUGAGAACCACUGAGAUAAAGAACAUAACCAGACUCAGUGAGCAGAUAGAUGUUUGAUAUGAUGGUUUCUGUGAACUCUCAGUGACACUUCAGUCCUUCUUCUUCUUCACUUUUUACUCGUCCGUCUGUUUUUCAUUCAGUUUGCGACGGGUUUACGUUAUCAACAAGGAGAUCUGCGUGAGGACUGUGUGUGCACAUGAAGAGCUGCUCCGAGGUGGGUUCAGCACGCUCUGUUUGACUUCUUCUUGUUUGCAUUUGUUUAUUAGGACUUGUAACUUGAACUCUUGUGUGUCUGUGUGUGUGUGUGUGUGUGUGUGUGUGUUCGUUUAGCGGAUCUCUGUCGUGACCAGUUCUCUCGCUGCGGCGUGGCAGCUCUGAGCGGCCAGUGUGCAUCUCUAGGAGCAAGCUGUGGACAGAGCUGCGGCGGCUGUUGAUUGAGUUCAGAGAUCAGGGACACAACCUGCCCAGACACUGCCUCUUCUCUUCAACUCAUCCUUGUCCUCCUCCUCCUCCUCUUCCUCCUCCUUCUUCUUCCUCACUUUGUCUCUUACUCGUCCUACAUUACUCCUGUGCCAAAAGCACUUCUGCAUUUGUAUUUUUGUCCUUCUUAUCUUUGUCUCCUCACAUGUACGUCUGCCCAGUAGAUCCUGCGUGUAUAGCUAAAUAUAAUCCAAAGAACAUUGAUGAUUGUAUAAAUCACUGGUGCUAUAAAAUCUUCACACUGGUGCUAGUACAGAUGCACAUAAAACAUCUUUUUUUGUUAUUUUUUGGCAUAUUGCACCGUAUUAUUCUCAUGCUUUUGUGUUUUUUGAUGCAUUACUGUAGUUGUGUUGAAAAGCAGUUAUGAUAAAGGACUUGUAAAUGGUGCACUGACAUCAGGCAAACUUAAACGAUAACCCAGCAGCCGAUAAGAUCACAAGUUGUGUGAAAACCAAACAAAAACAGGUGGUGAGUGACCUCAGUUUUUGUACUACUGCUACCUGGAUCUGUGCUUCACAAUCAACCGGCACUCUUACAGAAAUAUACUCAGAGUGAAAACAUGUGCUUUGAAAAGGCAUCCCCACACAACCUCUGUACUACUGCUUUGUAAAACUGUCACUAUAAAGACUGAGAAACAAAAAAUAAACUUUUUUUUUUUUGUACUACA